GUGGCAAAACAUGGUGGGCUUUAUCUCCACAAGGAGAUAAGAUGGGCUUAGAAAAAGAAGGGCACCCAAUUUUCGCACAUGUUUGGAUAUAAAAAGGGGAGGACUUCCGAGAGGGGGACGGAGAAAUCAAAGAGGCAGCCGGCAGAGAGCUUGGAGGUGAGUUUGAGACAGAGCUUGCGCAAAUUCUGUGUGAGUGAUGGUAGACGCAAAGGCAGCCACUGGGACACUUCAAUCCAAAACAAAGGGACAAGCGCGACAGUGAAAGGCUACAUAUCUGAGUUCCACAAAUUGGGUUUUUGCUCUUCUAAACUUCUUUUUUCCUUUGUUUGAAUAUGGAAUUGUGGUUCAUCAAUUUAAUCUCAAAUUUGAUCAUGUUUGGUAUGAACUAAUUUUGCCAUCUAAGGCUAUGAUGUAGCCUGAUCAAUUUAAUAUAGAAUUUCAUGAUUUUUAUAUUUUCAAGGGUUAUUAUUUCAUGUAGAGUAUAUAUUAUUGUUCUUAAUGCUUUUUGAUGAUUGGCCACCAUUAAAACUGAUUUGAAGAGCAUAAUUGAGACCGAGAGGAGAUUUUAUGUAAUAGCUUUUAGUAAUAUAUACCAUGAAUUGAA
Messenger RNA from Rubroshorea leprosula, 604 nucleotides. The record is from the annotation of a GenBank genome assembly. Lineage: Eukaryota; Viridiplantae; Streptophyta; Magnoliopsida; Malvales; Dipterocarpaceae.